Molecule: messenger RNA, 1653 nt
Organism: Zasmidium cellare ATCC 36951
Lineage: Eukaryota; Fungi; Ascomycota; Dothideomycetes; Mycosphaerellales; Mycosphaerellaceae
Product: glycosyltransferase family 62 protein
Exons: 6
Coding region: 1-1653 (550 amino acids)
Biological process (GO): protein N-linked glycosylation; cell wall mannoprotein biosynthetic process
Cellular component (GO): mannan polymerase complex
Molecular function (GO): alpha-1,6-mannosyltransferase activity
Source: RefSeq, a predicted model, not a curated record
AUGCUCCCCACGUAUGUUUCGUCGGCCCAUCAGGAGAAGAUGAACCGGCACGCAUACUCCUCCACCAAUGGCGAGCCCAGGGGUACAGGCGCAUACUCUAUGGGCGGCAGUGGGAGAUCAGGCUUUAGCAUACGGCCGGACAAAUAUGAGAAAUACCAACCGCGAUCAUCACGAAGUAUGCUCUUACGGCGGCGAGGCAUGCUAAUACGACUCGGUGGAGCGGUCGCUACCAUCCUCAUCAUCCUCAUGAUCAUAUUUCCUUCAGCACGACCAGCUGCGAUUCUUGCGGGGCCCCUAUCAUUGGGUCUAUUCACAGGCGGAGAAGAGUUCAACAUCGAGACGGGCACUAGUCGCGGCUGGGAACGCGAAGAACGAAUCCUCCUCUGCGCACCACUCCGUGACGCAGCUCCCCAUCUCCCGAUGUUCUUCUCCCACCUUCGCAACCUAACCUACCCUCACAACCUCAUUGACCUGGCCUUCCUCGUCGGUGACAGCAAAGACAACACCAUUCAACUCCUCUCAGACCUUCUCGCGGAACUUCAAGUCGCGGAAGACCCGAAGCAGGCCUUUGGUGAGAUUUCGGUGAUUGAGAAAGAUUUCGGACAGACUGUGAAUCAGGAUGUGGAGAGCAGACACGGCUUCGCGGCGCAGGCUAGCAGGAGAAAGAGCAUGGCGCAGGCACGGAAUUGGCUGUUGAGUGCGGCGUUGAGACCUACGCACAGCUGGGUGUAUUGGAGGGAUGUGGAUGUUGAGACUGCGCCGUUUACGAUUCUGGAGGAUCUGAUGAGGCAUAACAAGGACGUUAUUGUGCCGAAUGUCUGGAGACCUCUGCCGGACUGGCUUGGUGGAGAACAGCCGUACGAUCUGAACAGCUGGCAAGAGUCUGAGACUGCUCUUGCUCUGGCGGAUACCCUGGAUGAGGAUGCUGUCAUUGUGGAAGGAUACGCAGAGUAUGCGACGUGGAGACCUCACUUGGCUUACCUCCGCGAUCCGUACGGUGACCCAGAUAUGGAAAUGGAGAUUGACGGUGUUGGAGGUGUGAGUAUCUUGGCCAAGGCCAAGGUCUUCCGCAGUGGUGUGCACUUCCCAGCUUUCAGCUUUGAGAAACACGCCGAGACGGAGGGAUUUGGCAAGAUGGCGAAACGAAUGAAGUUCUCCGUUGUGGGUCUCCCACACUACACCAUCUGGCAUUUGUACGAACCUAGCGUGGACGACAUCCGCCAUAUGGAAGAAAUGGAGCAAGAGCGGAAACAACGCGAGCAAGAAGAGAAAGAGAAGCAAGAUCGCAUCGCCAAGAUUCAAGACCAAUUCGAAGAGGGAGGCUCUCAAUGGGAGAAGGACAAGGAGCAGAUCCGCGACCAAGAAAAGAAAGACUUCGUCGAGAAGCAAGCGAAGGGCGAGACGAAGGAAGGCGAGAAAGAAGCCAGCGAGGUCAAGAUUGAGAAGGGCCGCGGCGAAGGCAAGAUGCACAUCGUUGAUCCACUCAAUGAGAUUCCCGAAGUAGGUGGGAAGUCUCCUCACAAGAAAGAGGCAGCAGCAGAGGAGGAGAAGGCGAAGCCGAAGAAGGUCGACCAAGCAGCAGCCAAGAAGGCCGACAGUCCUGCUGCAGCAAAGGUGGAAGAGAAGAAACCGGCGCAGCAGAAGGCGGGCUAA